Messenger RNA from Drepanopeziza brunnea f. sp. 'multigermtubi' MB_m1, 420 nucleotides. RefSeq names its product 60S ribosomal protein uL14. NCBI's taxonomy places the organism in Eukaryota, Fungi, Ascomycota, Leotiomycetes, Helotiales, Drepanopezizaceae. Gene Ontology annotation, biological process: translation. The record is from RefSeq and is a predicted model, not a curated record. Gene Ontology annotation, cellular component: ribosome; cytosolic large ribosomal subunit. Gene Ontology annotation, molecular function: structural constituent of ribosome; large ribosomal subunit rRNA binding.
AUGGCCAAGAUCUCACGUGGUGCCCCUGGUGGCAAGCUCAAGAUGACCCUCGGUCUCCCAGUUGGCGCAGUUAUGAACUGCUGUGACAACUCCGGCGCCCGUAACCUUUACAUCAUCUCCGUCAAGGGUAUCGGUGCGCGCCUCAACCGCCUGCCUGCCGGUGGUGUCGGUGACAUGGUCAUGGCAACGGUCAAGAAGGGAAAGCCUGAACUGCGCAAGAAGGUUAUGCCCGCUGUUAUCGUCAGACAGUCCAAGCCAUGGAGACGAACUGACGGUGUCUUCUUGUACUUUGAGGACAACGCUGGUGUUAUCGUCAACCCUAAGGGAGAGAUGAAGGGAUCUGCUAUCACUGGACCUGUCGGAAAGGAGGCUGCUGAGCUUUGGCCACGUAUUGCCAGCAACUCCGGCGUCGUCAUGUAG